AUGAAACCGUUUCUGCGCCAGCAGAUUUCCGACGAACACGCCGUCCAGAACAAAAAGCUAGACGGUAUCUUGAGGAGGAUCGAGUCGCUGGAGAAGGAAAUGAUGUCCAACUUUGAACGACUGCUAAUUGACAUAGACAAAGUGGCGGACGAAACGUCGACGCAGAACACGGCGAGCAAAUUCGAAAGUUACAUGCAGGCGAUCAACAAAACCUUUGAAGACCUGGUGUCCAAGAAGAAGAAGGUCAACCGGUACGAGCUCAACUUGGACAAUCAUUUCAAGAGCGACAUCGACUAUUACAAAAACCAGCUAGACACCUACAAGACCAAGCUCGAAGUGAUCUUACAGGACAAGGAGAUAUCACUCGACUUUCUCGAGAAAUUGAAGAGCAAGGCCAACGUGUGCGCCGACAAAAUGACGCAAAUACAGCUGCUCGCGGGCUUUCAAGCGCUGUACGUCGACACCGUGAGCCGAUAUCUGAUAGGGAAGCACAUCGUCAUUUCGCUCUGGGAGUCUGCAGACAGAAUGAGACACUACGACAAGAAGAGAGAGCUGAACUACAACGUGCGCAACGAUCUCAUCAAGUACACCAGGCGAUUUCGGCAUCUCAUGAACACGUCGUCCGGCGAGUUUCAGUUGUGCGGCAAACCUUCGUCGGAAUACUUCAUACACAGCUUGGCAGAUCGAACGCGCAACUGUUACCAGACUGAGGAGAUGUCCGAUAAUUUCUAUAAGAUCAUAUCCCACACUACCUCUCGCAGACGCUGUUGGGAUUAUCUGAGCUUGCGACCCGCUACUGCCAGAUAUGGAUAUGUCGUGCUCGGAGCUAAAAUUGAACGCAACGCCAAUAUACUUUACCUCAAGGUCAUCGAAGGCAGAUUACUGGCGGAUGGGAUUAUAGAUCCAACGUCGAUCGUUUACAACGAAGGCGGCGAACCUGAAAUUGGGGAGCAAGUAGUCAAACUGGAUUACCGCGACACGAUUUUCGACAUAACGGAGACAAUAACACCCAACGAUCGCAUUAUCACUGGACUGAAAUUUGAGCGAACGGACGACAUGCGACUUUAUCUUGCGGUUCAGUCUACCUGGUUCGACUUGGAUGAGGAUGCUCUCAUCGCAAGCUCCACGAGAACUGAACCUCAUCAGAAGGGAUUGACUCAGUUCAAAGUGAGGUCACACGACCAUCGAAAUGAUCCGAUCAUCAAAAACGACAUCGGACUGCAGCUGAUGAACGAGAGUUAUUUCCUGAAGUUCGAGAUGGGUGGCAAAUUACAAAUGCACCCGGCCUUCGAUCUCAGCGAAAUUUUCCCGACCCCACUGACGCUGCUAUCCGGUGCAAGCCUCUACGUCAGAGAGGUCGAGGGCACACAGGGUUACUUGUCGAUCAGACUUCACAUCUUCAACGUCAUGCCUCGCUCGGCUAAAAUUGAUUUCGAGGUCAACGAUGACUUUUCAGAUGUUUUGAAUAACAUUUGAACGCCAGACAUCAGAAUUUAAAUGCUUUCGUUAAAGACUUUUUUCAUUAAUCAGCGAUUUUUGCGAUUUCUGGUUUUACCCUUCACUUUUUCCGAGUACUUUUCCGCUCGAUUUAAGGGAUGAAUAAGACCACUUGUUUUUCGCAGUCAUUCCAAUUUAUACUAGCCGCCAUUGCGCGCUUCGACUGUCGGGAUUGCGAGCAUGGUGGGAAAGUUAGACAAGUGGUCGUGGGCUCAACUCGUAGCCUAUCGCGUAUAGUAUAGUUCCGCUUGGACAACGCCUUCGAUCAAUUAACAUAGGCCGCCACUAUGAACAAUUGUGAACAAUCCAACAUUUUCUACAA
Molecule: messenger RNA, 1819 nt
Organism: Phymastichus coffea
Lineage: Eukaryota; Metazoa; Arthropoda; Insecta; Hymenoptera; Eulophidae
Exons: 7
Coding region: 1-1476 (491 amino acids)
Source: RefSeq, a predicted model, not a curated record